Cynoglossus semilaevis (tongue sole) is the source of this 4980-nucleotide messenger RNA. RefSeq names its product G protein-coupled receptor 153 (gene gpr153). Lineage: Eukaryota; Metazoa; Chordata; Actinopteri; Pleuronectiformes; Cynoglossidae. Gene Ontology annotation, cellular component: membrane. The record is from RefSeq and is a predicted model, not a curated record. Bases 1375 to 3399 code for a protein of 674 amino acids. Gene Ontology annotation, biological process: G protein-coupled receptor signaling pathway. The transcript has 6 exons. Gene Ontology annotation, molecular function: G protein-coupled receptor activity.
UUAAGGCGAAUUAACAGAUGUUGACAAUGACUUUGCAGGGCAUGACACUGGGAGAUAAAGCUAAAAGAUAAAUGGUACAGAAUCUAAGGUUAGGCUGCAGAAGGUGAAACCUUUUGUGAGCUGCAAAGUCUGUUUUUCUUCUGUCCCUGCAAUCACAAUGUUAUCAGGCAGAGGUCAAUGGCUGAAUCCCUGAAUGGACAGUGCACUAACAAACCCAGUUUGUUGCUCUGAUUGUAUCUCAUACGACCCAUACACAGUAUAUAAGAUAAGGGUGAAGCCUUUCAGCUCUGAACGUAUUUGAUUUUUCAGUAUUUACAUCUUAAAGUCAAGGUUUUUUUAACGUUUGUUGACGUUAAAAAACGUAUGUUUGACACCCCUGCUUAAGACAGUUUGCAUGGAGACACUCCAGGAGAGUGUUCAGGUUGGCUGUGUCCGUUCCUUGUUCACAGUCUACUGUUGUUAAUGAUAAAGCCACAGUGUAAAAACCGUUUCCAGUCACGGGUUAAUAAAUCCACUCUGUAUAUUCCCCGACUUCAAGUCAUUUGUGUAAUGUUUAUAUAUUCAUGGCUGGAGGAGGAGUUUAUUUAAAGCAGCCACAGCAGCAGCUCUGUCAACACGUCGACCUCUUUUUCAUGAAUUAUUCCUUAUUGCAGUUCACUCACUCCCACGGCCACGGAGAGUCCGACCCGGGGACGAGCCUACGCGGUCGGGAGCGCGCAGCAAGUCCUGUCUCAUCCGUCUCUUCCUUCGCCGUAGUCGAGGAACUAAUGGAAGCCAAAUUUGACUGUUAAUUUCCAGAUGUUUUUUUUUUUUAAAUACCGCUUGUGCUAACGCUUUUUCUGCGCGGAGAACAACAAGCGAACAUUUAAACCCAACUCGUCGACUAUUUCUUCAAUUCCCGUCAAUCUUUUAAAAGACGAGAGGGGGUAGAACAUCUGUGCUAAUGAUGUGACGGUCCAGGGCUCGUCCUUCGUCGUCCUCACCAGGUCGUUCUUUUUAACUUGAUGCUGCUGCUGCCGCUGCUCUUCGGCGUGGAACAGCGUGGGAACAACCCCAACUGAUGUGACUCAACCAGCAACCACAUGAGCUGCUGUGAGAGCUUCACCGCCCUGUGAAAGGUUUACCAAGGAACUGGCUUCACUUUCCCCGUCUGACAUCCCACUGAUCCACAUCACUGCCGCAAUCUGCUCCGCACUGUGCCUGAUCCAUGGAUAGUGCACGCCCUCCCAGAUAGGAUGCCUGCCUUGCCCAACACCCUGCAUCCCCUCCUGCCCAUCAUCACCACCACCACCUCCUUCUUUUCCUCCUCUUCCCCACUUUUACCCCCUGUUUUUGUCAACAGUUAUUUGAGGGUCCACACUGCCCCUCUCCAACAUGGUGGAUGAGGUAACCAUCAUGAAGGAUGACGUCAUCACCGCCAACACGCUGGCUUGGCUGGUCUGCUCAGGGGUCUCCAUCCUGGCCAACACUUGGAGCAUCCUCAGCGUCAGUGCCAAGCAGAAGAAGUGGAAGCCGCUGGAAUUUCUCAUAUGCACACUGGCAGGGACGCACAUCCUCAACAUGGCCAUCCCCAUUACUAUGUACUGUGUCAUAACGCUGCGCCACCAUCACUCCAACUACGAGUGGAACGAGGGUCUGUGUAAGGUGUUUGUCUCCACGUUCUACACUCUGACCUUGGUCACCUGCUUCUCCGUCACCUCUCUCUCUUAUCACCGCAUGUGGAUGGUUCGCUGGCCUGUCAACUACAGGCUGAGUAACACCAAGAAACAGGCAGUGCACACAGUAAUGGGCAUCUGGAUGGUCUCCUUCAUCCUGUCCACCCUCCCAGCAGUGGGCUGGCACGACACCAUCGACCGCUUCUACACGCCCGACUGCAGAUUUAUUGUCACAGAGAUCGGCCUGGGCUUUGGCGUUUGCUUCUUGCUCCUGAUAGGGGGCAGUGUGGCCAUGGGUGUGAUCUGCAUCGGAAUCGCUCUUUUCCAAACCUUCUCCAUUCAGGCAGGGCACAAUGCAGACAAGAACAAAUUCAACGUCCCCACCAUAGUGGUGGAAGAUGCCCAGGGGAAGCGCCGGUCGUCCAUUGAUGGUUCAGAGCCUUUGAAGACAUCUCUGCAGAUCACAUACCUGAUCAGUGGUAUUGUCUUCAUCUACGACUUCCUGACUGGCUUCCCCAUACUGGUGGUGAGCUUUGCCAGCCUGAAGUUUGACCGCUCCUACAACUGGAUGGUGCUGUGUGUGCUCUGGUGCUCCAUCGCUCAGUCCAUCCUGCUGCCCAUGUUCCUCUGGGCAUGUGAUCGAUACAGGGCCGACAUCCGCAUGGUGUGGGAGAAGUGCGUCGCCAUCAUGUCCAACGACGAGGUGGAUGAGGAAAACAGCCAAGAUGGAGGAAUUCAUGCCGACUUAAUAUAUGACAGACCAUAUGACUAUAGCUCACCGCCUGAAAUCGUGACGCUAGACCGUAAUGCCAAGUAUGAGUUCUCAACCUUAGAAAGGGGGGUUCUGCAAGGGUAUCCAGUGAGGGAACUACAGGAAGAUAAAAUGCAGUAUUUGCAGGUGCCCCCUACAAGAAGAUACUCCCACGACGAAACCGACAUGUGGACCAGCGACCGGAUCCCCUCCUAUCUUCAGCGCUGGGGCUCCAUCGAGGACAUGAUAGUGAGCGCUCACUUCAGCUCCACCUUGCCGCGCCACGAGAGGCGCAGGAACAGCCUGGUCUCCUACCACGAGGAGAACCUCCAUCACUAUCAUCCACAUCGCAAGCGGCGACGAUCUGAGGAUAACACGCCCUCCCUCAAACACCUGCCACGCGUGGUCUGUGGCGGGGACCGCUAUGAGGAGGAACUGUGCUGUUUCAGCCGCGAUGAAGUGAUCAAUUUUAUAGACGAGACUCCUCUCCCAAGCCCAAUGAGGAGCCCACGGCGGACAUCCACCAUUUCCCUUAUCCCCAAUGUGUACGAUCAGCACACUGUCAUCCUCCCUCACUUCCCACUCACAGACUUUGAGCGUGAGCCUCAGGCCCUGAGGAGACUGUCAGAGCAUAAGAGGAGCAGCAGUCGGGGCAACUCUCCUGAGACCUCCCCCAAACCAGAGAGACCCGGUGGAAAGACGAGCCCCAGGGCUUGUGGCUCUGGCAGAGUUCACCAGGAGCGUCUGAGGGAUGGGAGGGAGCAGAGUGAAGGGGGUUCACCUGGACGCAGCCACCAGACUCCAGGACACUCCAUGUGUCGGCCCAGGACAGGAAGUGGAGCGGUGGCCGGUUCCAGAUCUGACUGGGGGCAUCAGAAAAAACUGAGCAAAGCAGAGAGUAAAGGAAGCACAAACAGUUUUGUAAGCACUCCCUCGGCAUCGUCCUCGGGAUACAUCACUUUUCAGUCGGAUUCUGCUGGAUCCAACACAUGAGAGCACAACUUUGACUCACUAUCUUCAUGAAAUCCACCGGAAGUGAAGUGGAAAAUGAAAUCCUUCUGGCUGCUUGACUCAGCCUUAUUAUGGGUUAUUACUGAAACAUAGCGCCACCUGUAUUGGCCUCAGGAGUUUUGGCCAUAUUUUCUGAGUAUGUAGCCUGGGGCAACAGUGGAUUGGUUACUUGUCUUCAACUUUGACAUCGGAAGAUGUCCACUGACAACCUGUUCUGUUGUUUUCAGCACUGACACAAACUCAUUAUCAAUGAUGUGAACAUUUCCAUGUCUUUGUUUUGCUGUUGUUUCUUAACAAAUGGUAAAAUUGUUGAAGAGUUGAAGGAGAUUGUUGUUUGUGUGGUGCUUUUUGUUUUCUUCACAUUUGGGGCCUGAAGUUGUUUUCUUUUUAAGUUUUGCUGCAUGGAAAGAUUUUUGUUUCAUUUCAUUGAAGGUUGGACUUUUCUUUUUCAUUGAAUUUGUUAUUAUUAUUUAACAUUUUUUUAUGAAGCUCCCUUUACAAAUUCUUAACAAACAUGAACGGGAAUUCAGUUCUGGAAAAGAUUUAUGUACAAAUAUGUUAUACAUGAGAUGGUGUUGGUGUUCUCUCCUGCUUUUUUUUAUUAUUAUUACCUUGCAUAUUUUACCAACGACAACCCAAGUGUAACUUUGCAAACCAACACUCACAGCAGUCUAAUACCAGAUUUUUUCACAAAUAAAGUGAAAACAACAGCUUGAAAAUUAUGCUCUUUCCUCGACAACAGAGCUUUUAUGGCAGUUUCACAAAUUUGUUUAAUAGAAGGUCUGACUGACCACAGUCAGUGGUUUUUGGAUGACAUAAAAGAAGGAAUUAAAAGAAAAGUUUUACAAGCUGAUAGCAUAUUAGUUUGCAGACAGCAGCACCGGUGACAUAACAGGAGUCUGGGAAUUUUAUUUGUAGUGACCGUAGUGAGAAGAAUUACUUGGAGAAAAUGAUAAAAAGACAGGGAUGUGAAUAAGAUUUCACUAACAUCCCAGGGUAGAAGUUGCCUCGAUGCAGCUUUAAGGAUGGCAUCAAACUGUAAACCACCAUCAUUUUAAAAGAAAAUUAAAGUCUAACUUGUAGCUCCCUCUGCAUCACCAUGUGCCACAAUUACAUAUCUAAAAAACAAUUUAAAUCAUGAAAGUGAAGGAAGUCACAGCAAAUUUAUCUUAUCUUAAAAACUUCCUUCAAAAGCUUUAACACCAAAAGAUUAUUUUACCAUCAAAUCUCCUCACAGAACUUCAUGAGCAGUUCGUCUCCUGCAAAGUGAGACCUUAUAUCGGCCCCAGUUCUUCAAAACUGAGUCUACACCCUCUCAGUCACCCAGGCCUGGUCAGAGGAACAGUUUAAAUCAUUUUCUUCAAGUGAAUUUUUCUUGGAAUCAUAAUGUCACAUUUUCCUGUCAAGCUUUGCUCUCAUAGAUUUGUUUGAGUUUACAGACUAAAAAUAUCAAUUUGUAACAUAUUCAACGAUUUACGGCUUGAAUAUGAAUGAUGUUAAAUGUUCUGAUUUUCUUGUGCUGAUGAUGACUUUGUUAAAAAAUAAAUAAAUUCACAUGACUCA